This is a messenger RNA of Physeter macrocephalus (sperm whale), 3133 nucleotides long. RefSeq names its product stress associated endoplasmic reticulum protein 1 (gene SERP1). Gene Ontology annotation, biological process: endoplasmic reticulum unfolded protein response. The record is from RefSeq and is a predicted model, not a curated record. NCBI's taxonomy places the organism in Eukaryota, Metazoa, Chordata, Mammalia, Artiodactyla, Physeteridae. The transcript is spliced from 3 exons. Bases 444 to 644 code for a protein of 66 amino acids. Gene Ontology annotation, cellular component: endoplasmic reticulum.
GCGGAGCGUGCACUUCCGCGGGGCGGAGCCGGCCCAAUGCUGACGUUGGCAGCCGUACCCGAAGUAGUUCGAGGCGACGGGUUGCACCGUCCUGUUGCGUUGUGUAGCGUUGCGUUCCUUUCCUCUCUCACUCUACGCUCCCGGCGGAGGCCACAGCGGCGACGCGAGAAUAUCCCGGCGGCCUGCUCUCCUCCUACCGCGCGCCCGUCUCGCUCGGCCGGACGGUCCGGCGUCGUCAGUCAGCCGGCGGCCCGCGCCCAGCUAAGGGCUCAGCCUCCGCGCCCGCCGCGCCCAGGCCCAGCGGCCGGAGCUAGCGCCCCACCUGAGAGCCUCCUCGCUCCGGCGGCGCGGGCACCGGGAGCGGAGCGUCGGUCGCAGCGGCCCGAGGAGAAGCGAGCGAGCGAGGCCCAGGGGUGGCCGGGGCAGGUGGUUGCGCCGCGAAGAUGGUCGCCAAGCAGCGGAUCCGUAUGGCCAACGAGAAGCACAGCAAGAACAUCACCCAGCGCGGCAACGUCGCCAAGACCUCGAGAAAUGCUCCCGAAGAGAAGGCGUCUGUAGGACCCUGGUUAUUGGCUCUCUUCAUUUUUGUUGUUUGUGGUUCUGCAAUUUUCCAGAUUAUUCAAAGUAUCAGGAUGGGCAUGUGAAGUGACUGACCUUAAGAUGUUUCCAUUCUCCUGUGAAUUUUAACUUGAACUCAUUCCUGAUGUUUGAUACCCUGGUUAAAAACAAUUCAGUAAAGCAUCCUGCCUCAGAAUGACUUUUCAUAUCAUCCUUCAUGUGUCAUUCCAAGGUUUCUUCACAAGUCAUUCCAAGUUUUCUAGCCCAUACCACAGUGCCUUGCAAAAGCACCACAUGAAUAAAGCAAUAAAAUUUGUUAAGCUACAGUAGUGGACCCUACUUAUUUAGUCAGUAAAGAGUAAGGUUUUUUUUUAAUGUGGUUAUUAGAACAGUAUACAAUAUAGGUAAUUAGAUUGAAUCUGUGUAGACAGGGUCUAGAUUUUGUUAGCCCUAAUGUGUAAAUGCAAUUAGCUUAAUUUAAAAUUUGGAAUCCUACGGUUUUUAUAUAGCUAGGCACUUUAUUACUAUUUCUUGAAUUGAAAGCACACUCCCAUAGAGGGUCAUGUAACCGUCCUGUAAUAAGGUGCUUAUAAAUGGAACAAUUACACAGUUAGCCUAGUUUUCCCGAAAUCUUUAGCACCUAAAAAUUUUAAAAAGCUUCUAAAUGCCUAAUAUAAAGGGAGAUGCUUAUAGCCACAACGUCUAUUUUAACAAUAUUAUUUCUAUUACACUACCUUGGAUUUUGCAUGAGUGAAUAUACUAACGUAAGAGGCCAUAAGAAAACAAGUUGGUUGAGCAUUUUAUAACUUAGUCACUUCGGUUUCACUAAAAGCAGCCAUGGUGGAGUAAAGUCAGGGAAGGUUUUUUAUAUCACCAUUGAUUUCACCAGAAUUACUUUAAUAUAUCAAAGGGGUCUAUGAUGCUUACAACAUUUUAGGGAAAAAUAGUACUAAAAAUGGAUGCCUCAUCAGGACAUACUGUUGAGUCCAGUGUGCCGUAAGACAGCAUGUUAAUAGCACUUUUAAUACCAAAAAGGCACAUCAACUGCAAAUUAGUUUGGAAAUGCUUUUUCUUGAUUUAUGAUUAAAAUUCUGUUAGGGUACUAGAUACAUCAGACUAAAGUGUCAUGUGAAAUUAAAUGGAUUUACUGAUAAGGAUCAGUCUUUAGUCUUCCCUUUGUUGUAUGAUUUUAUAGGUUAUGAUUGAUCAAACUUUCUUUUUACUAAUGGUAAAGGUGAGUGAUAAGGCAGGUUUUGAGUUUUCUGGUACUGUUGAAAAGAUUUCAAGUAUUGGCUAUUUAAAUUCUUAGCCGUAAUGAUGAAAAACGCCUGAGAGGUGUCUAUGUGUUAAUGAAUUGGAAAGCUGCGUGUUUGCUGUGUUAAUUGCCUCAGGAUACCUCUUGAAAAUAAGCUGUUUUAAGAGGAACAGAAGGGAAAUCUACUACCUAGUCUAUAUACAGUGUGAACCUCAGAGCUUCUGAUACCCCUAAGUUUGGGGAGAAUGAAGGAGAGGAGUGGUUAAGGAUGCUUAGGAACUUGACUAGAAUAGGAAAGGAAUCUGCUGACCUUGGGCCAGCAGGUUUUUAUCUGCAUUGUUACCUGCCUUUCUCACCCAGGAAAUCAACCCCUGUACUUGUUUCCCUCUUGGAAACAAGUGUCUUAGUUAACUAAUUCUAUUUUGUUGUAACUUAAAAAAUGAAAGUUAUUGUUCUAAAUUCAUAGCAGGUGCCUUAUUCUUUGCUUUGAGUCAAACUAUUCCAUAUCAGAAUUUCCCUUGGUUUCCUACAGAUAACUCGCUUUAAGACAUUGAGGGUUUGUUUGGUUUUUUUUUAAUGUACAAUGUCUGUUAAUUUGACUGUUAAAUUGCCAUAGUGAGCAAUCAUUUUACAUAUGUAUAGUUGCAUUCCCUUUGUGUAUCAUGUCAUUACCAAUUGGGUGUAUUUUUAAGGAUGGAUUAUGCAUGUUUGGGUCAAUGAAAGCUAUGUCAUUUCAUUUACCCUUUAAAAAUAAAGAUCCCUGAAUUUGAUGACUUCUGAAAGGAAAUGAUUUUAUAGAGUUCUUACCUGAGUAUACUUUUUAUACUUAAUAGAAAAUGAUUUUAAGGAACGCCUGGUAUGUUGUACUUGAGUUAAAAGAAAUAGUACCCAGAGGCACAAAUUUAAGGUUUUAACUGGGAAUAGGUAGCAAGAAAAAUAUAUAAAAGCACAAUGAAUUAAAAUACUUUCCCAACUGGGGUUUACCCUCAUCUCAUUAUUUGAGUCUGGUUCAAGGAAACAGCACAAUUUUUUUCUUUUUUUGAUUUCCCUUUCCCAGUUGAAUUUUAUAUGUCAUCUAAUGUUGAGCACAAGGUGAGAAUAAAUACUUUAUCGGGGUUGUCUACAUUAUCCAAUUACUCUUCAUAAUUUAGCUAUAACGUUUCAAGGAGUUGUCCAUGAUUUCAUUGUAUCUGUUGGGUUGUAUAUAAUGCUGCUCAAAAUGAUUGAGUGGGCUUCCAAAAUAAGUGAAGAUUCUCAUUGUAACAAUUCAUUGUAAUAGGCUUUGAUUUACAUUAAAGAAAUGUAUAUACUCAACUGCAA